CGCUGCUCCGCCGGACGGACGGAGGAAGAAACAAGCACGUGCGCUCUCCCCACAGGCUGCACGCUGAAAUCAGAUCAGAGAACAACGGACCGGGCCAUCAUCGAUCAUCUCGAUCAUUUAGUUCGAUCAGAAAUGACGAAGACGAAGAAGGAGAAGGUUUCCGCGGACGGAGAGGAGGCCGCCGCCGCCGCCGCCGCCGGGAACGAGAAGUCUUACCAGGAGCUGAUCGCCAACGUGAACCCGAUCGCUCAGCCGCUGGCCUCCAAAAAGCUCAGCAAGAAGCUCUACAAAUGCGUCAAAAAGGCUGCCAAAGUGAAGAACAUCCGGCGAGGAGUGAAAGAAGUCCAGAAGUUCAUCAACAAAGGGGAGAAGGGGAUCGUCGUGUUGGCCGGCGACACGCUGCCCAUCGACGUCUACUGUCACCUGCCGGUCAUGUGCGAGGACAGAGACCUGCCGUACGCCUACAUCCCGUCCAAGAUGGAUCUGGGUUCGUCCGCGGGCUCCAAGAGGCCGACCUGCGUGAUCCUGAUCAAACCUCACCAGGAGUACCAGGACGCCUACGACGAGUGUGUGGAGGAGGUGUCCGGCCUGCCCAAACCGCUCUGAGGCCUCGGCCAAUCAGUGAGCGGCAUUUUAGGAAAUCCACUUGUUUCUCGUCAGCGGCUCCAACGAAAACAGCUGAUCGGUCAGAGGUGGAGCUGAGCUAGCAGUUUCCCCCCCGCUUCCAGUGUUUGUGCUAAGCUAGGCUAAACCUGUCCUGGACCAUCUGGCUCCGGAGAAGACGGGGAACCAAAGGGUUUUAAUAAAUGUCGGUUUCUGUUAAUCCACGAACGUUCAAAUGAACAGAGACGUUUCACUUCCUCUUCAAACAACACAUUCAUCUAUUUUUUCAACCAAAUGCAGAAAUGAAUAAUCUGUUAAUAACAUUUCAGCAAAAUAAACCGUGCAGGCGAACGGAGCGAUAGAUGUUCAGUUUAAGUAUUUAAAGCUCCAGCGUGGAACAUGCGGAGGAUCUGAGAUGGAACGGAUUAUUGAUAAGUGUCUUUUCACGAGUGUUGAACAGUUUCUCGUCCGCGGAGGCGAGGGCGAGGCGAGAGGUUCACGUCUGCAGAUUCACCGCUAGAUGCCACUGAAUCCUCCACGCCGGCCCUUUAAGACGUCAGAAAUCUGCCAGUUUGAUCAUUUUGCAGAAAAAGUUUUUGUUCUGUGAUUUCUUUUGUUUGUUUUUCUCUCGACUCGACGGCGUUUGAGUUUUGGACCGCUGAUGGAUUUCUGUGUUUCGGCUGUUUUUGUUUUAAUUCCAUGUAAAAGUGACUGAUGAUCAAGUUUCUUUAUAAAUGUUUUGUUAUGUUUUACAAAUUCUGA
Molecule: messenger RNA, 1365 nt
Organism: Siniperca chuatsi (mandarin fish)
Lineage: Eukaryota; Metazoa; Chordata; Actinopteri; Centrarchiformes; Sinipercidae
Gene: nhp2
Product: NHP2 ribonucleoprotein homolog (yeast)
Exons: 4
Coding region: 133-606 (157 amino acids)
Biological process (GO): snRNA pseudouridine synthesis; rRNA pseudouridine synthesis
Cellular component (GO): box H/ACA snoRNP complex; nucleolus
Molecular function (GO): box H/ACA snoRNA binding
Source: RefSeq, a predicted model, not a curated record